This is a messenger RNA of Protopolystoma xenopodis, 561 nucleotides long. Lineage: Eukaryota; Metazoa; Platyhelminthes; Monogenea; Polystomatidea; Polystomatidae. The record is from the annotation of a GenBank genome assembly.
AUGACACAUUCCGUCUUACCGGUGCUGAUCGUGGACGAUGAGCAGAAUUUUCAAUACUCCCGUCGUUGGGGUGCAGAAAUUGCAGAGGGCCAAGUCGCUUUCAGCGCUCAGGAUGCUCAAAUCGGGACCGCCGAGCGCCGACGUUCCACAGACCACCACAGCCAGCAUCAUGACAAGCCAGUGCAAGAGAUUUUACUAUUUGGCCCAGUCUCCUCCGCUACCAUCAACCGUUUGACUCUAGACAACCGGGACUAUCUUCAUCCCAAACAUUGGCCUGACUCUCCACAACUUGUGAUCACAUCGCCGUUGCCAAGGUCAAUUCUCGGAGAUGCAGCCCUGCUUCACAGACUCUGGCAAAGCGAGGGACCGCACGGUUAUGGUGGAUCAGGUCGAGCACUCGUGACGCCAAUUUGGACACUCGGACUCAUCUUCCCGCCCCUGACUGCUGUACUCUUGGCGGCGUCAGUUAGAUUGCUUCUGCAUACAACUCGAAAUCUUUCUCCGGCCUACAAAGUCCUACAGGCAACGCUAGGGAUUGCCGUGCAGCAACCACCUCAUUAA